AUGUCGUUUUCUGAGUUCCUACAGAAGCGAAUCUUUCAGCCGCUGCGAAUGUUCCAGACAAAUAUUAUGGGAAAUGGGUCAGGUAUUGACUUAAAUAUCGCCCACCCAUACGUUCGUCUGUCUGAUGGAACAUGGUCCAAGAUCGAGAACUGUCCGACAUCUAGAGAGCACGGGCCAUUCUUAGCCAGCAUGGGAAUGAGCAGCUCUGUCAACGAUAUGCUUAGCUUCAUGGCGGCUGUUAUGAACCAGUACGACGAGGAACGUGAGGUGGAUGUACCACAGCGUCUUAUCAAGGCCAGAUCAACAAAUCCGUUGUACCAGAUUGGACCUAUGUGGAACUACUGGUGGACACGUCCGGUCAAUGACGGAUUUGAGAACGACACCGCGUACACUCUGGGGUGGCACCGUACAACCAUGCCCACUGCUGCCCUGGGCAUUGGCUCAUACAAUCGACACGCAGAUGUCGAAAAGUCUUACCUUGACGCGAAGACAAUCCUCGGUAAAGAUUCUGAGAAGCGUACUCUCUACGGCUAUAAUGGUAUUGUCAAUGGCUUCGUCGCGACAGCUUACAUAUUUCCAGAGGCUCGCACGGCCAUCGUUACUCUGAGCAAUGCUGCCAAUGCCGGAGACGCAGGCGAAACAGCAUCUCGAAUCAUGCUCCAGGCUCUUUUCAGACUCAAGCCACGAGUCAGUACACUUCAGCCAUUACGAGAUGCUCGGGACCGCUGUCUCAGGGCUCAUGAAACAAUGGUGGCUGAUUGGCAGCAUGGACGUGAUACAGCGCGAUUUAUUGGUGCUUCUAAGGACUUCAUCGGGACGUAUGUUGGCUUGAACACAAUACGUAUCAGCAUUUUGGCCAUUGAGAGCGAUGAUGCGAAUGAGUCUAUUCGGCUGUCUGUGGUAUUUGGCGACAACCCUGCCUCAAAGUGUGCUCUGGAGCCAUACAAUGCUGAUAUGCUGAGCUUCCUACCUCUCAGCCGAGAAGCUUUGCUUUCCCGGGGGAUGCUUGCUUGGACAAAUUACAAGAUGGGUAUCUUUGACCUUGUGAGAGAUGAAGAGGAUGUAGAAGUAGCAGGAUCCUGGUGGCAAUGGGAGCCAUAUGACUACCCUUCCUUGUGGGUGAGAGACCAGGCUGGCAUGGGUCCGCAGCAGAUUCAGGAGGUGCUUGACAAGUUUGGCCAGUUCCGUGUGGGAGAAACGACUGAUUUUGAGAAGCCUAUGGCUCAUGAGUAA
This is a messenger RNA of Penicillium daleae, 1233 nucleotides long. RefSeq lists its product as uncharacterized. The coding region runs from base 1 to 1233 and encodes 410 amino acids. NCBI's taxonomy places the organism in Eukaryota, Fungi, Ascomycota, Eurotiomycetes, Eurotiales, Aspergillaceae. The transcript has a single exon. The record is from RefSeq and is a predicted model, not a curated record.